AUGUCGCGCCCCCUGAAGCAUAGAGAUAUAGCAUGCGCUCGCUGUUUUCGACAUAAGCGGAAAUGUGAUCAUGCGAAACCUUCAUGUGGCGAAUGUCGUCGCAAGGGUGCUGAAUGCUUGCCUGCUCGGUCUCGGAAAACGGGAGAUAACAUCACAAUCCCGCUGGAAUAUCUGCGACAGCUCGAGAAACGGGUCGCGGAGCUGGACCGUGAGUUCCAUGUCACAGAAACAGCUGUGCGAACAUGUGAUGCUGGAGUCCAGACAGAUUUUGAAGACCCAGAACACAAGCGUAAUGAUCUGGGCAAUGAUCCAGACUAUCUGAUAACUGAUCAGAAUAGUAGCGGAGCAGGGAAUGACCGCUCUCUCAUGGUUCUGUCAGACUUGCAACACAGCAGCCAAAGAUCACCUCGAACAUCUCCAUUGCCUUUCUCAUCUGACACUGACACAUUCUCUUUAUUCCCUGAGACGACUUUCGACGUUCCAUGGAUUGACUUGGCACCUUCAUAUUCUUUGACCGGUGACGACUCUCCUUGGCUGAAAGAGCUCUACACAAAUGUAUAUUUUUCUGUGACUCACCGCGAAUGGCCCUUCUUAAACGAAACAGCUUGGAAAUCAUGGCAUGCUGAAACGAUCCUGGAUGGGCAGGAUGAAUGGAAAGCCUUCUUCCUGCAGAUGGUAUAUGCUAUUGGUGCAUCCCUUUGCAGUAAUUUACAGCGAGAUCCCUCGCACUCCGUCCGGUCAAAGGAAUAUUAUGCCUCGGCCAUGAGAUAUUAUCCAUAUGUUGUCGGGCAUUCGUCUAUGGUUUUACAAAUCCAAGCUUCACUAUUCAUGAUACUCUAUGCUAUGCAUUCUCCUUCUUCGGAGGAUAUCACAACGAGCGUCUCUUCUGUGUUACCUUUCUGUACAGCUGCCAUGACAGAGAUACAGAAGCACGUAUCGAUAUGCCGCGACAAUGGCUCCAUGACCGAGUCUAUCGAAGUUUUGUCUGAGAACAUGUUUAUCACUUGCUAUAUGCUCAAUGAAGUAAUUGUUUCUGGGUGGGAUCGACCAGUAUCAGCCGCCUACAAGGUUGUCGACGAUGAUAUGUGCACUCUGGGAGAUACCCUCCAACCAACCCUAAGCACAAACCCCGCCAUACGCCACUUGUUUCGACUACGCAAGAUCCAAGCUAGCAUCAGGAGAUCACGGGAGAAGCGGCCCCGCAACCCCCUCGCUAGAUAUGGUAAAGGCGAUAGCUCCUCAUUCAAGGCUGCGCUUGAUAGAUGGCGACAAGAGAUCCCAAACUAUGAAUCAGACAAUGCUCAGCACGGCUAUCUUCAUCCUAUAUGGAUGCGAAAGCUGUAUGUUUACAGUCUCUUGAUCCUGAUAGAAGAGAAACGCGAUUUCAUUGAGAUGGACGGAACAGAGGAAAUUCUCACGACGAUUGGGGAAGCCUGUCUCAAUUUCCGGCUCUUGCAGGAAGAAGGACAUGUGAUGUGCUAUACCUGGUCUGCACUUGUAUUCCAAUUCCGAUCAGGAAUCAUGAUGCUUUACAUUGUCUGGGCGACAGCCUCUAUUUCUGAUAUUAGGAAUCAACAGCGCAUCAGACAGGCCAUUGCUACAUGUACGGCUAACUUGGCUGGCUUUGUCGAACGGUGGAAGGAUGCAAUGCCGUAUAUGAAUGUGCUUGAGUUCAUACGACAAAAGAUCAUGUGGAAUGCUGGCACAUUUGAAGUCGAUUCUAAUGCUCCAGUGUCACUGGAAGAGGCUGAAUUUCACUUGCAGCAGUUGAGGAAGAAUUAUUUGCACCGAGCUGUCUUGGGGAUGAUUGAAGAUAUGAUGUACGGGGGAAGUAUACACUAG
Molecule: messenger RNA, 1842 nt
Organism: Penicillium vulpinum
Lineage: Eukaryota; Fungi; Ascomycota; Eurotiomycetes; Eurotiales; Aspergillaceae
Exons: 3
Coding region: 1-1842 (613 amino acids)
Biological process (GO): positive regulation of transcription by RNA polymerase II
Molecular function (GO): zinc ion binding; DNA-binding transcription factor activity, RNA polymerase II-specific; sequence-specific DNA binding
Source: RefSeq, a predicted model, not a curated record